This is a messenger RNA of Leptinotarsa decemlineata (Colorado potato beetle), 1349 nucleotides long. Its product is annotated as protein RER1. The record is from RefSeq and is a predicted model, not a curated record. Gene Ontology annotation, cellular component: Golgi membrane. NCBI's taxonomy places the organism in Eukaryota, Metazoa, Arthropoda, Insecta, Coleoptera, Chrysomelidae. Gene Ontology annotation, biological process: retrograde vesicle-mediated transport, Golgi to endoplasmic reticulum; protein retention in ER lumen.
UCACACUGAUUUUGGUUUGGUAAAUUGACAGAUUGGCCGAUUGACGUGUACAAAAAUGGAUUAGGAAAUUGAAACCGAAAAUCUUCAAUUAGUAAAUUUAUAACUCAACUAGUUUUAGGUCUGUUUUUCCUGUGAUCUAUCAUGGAGGAGGAACUACUCUCUUCUGGAAGCAAAAAAGGUUUCUUUUACCAAUUUUGUGCCAGGAUUUCACAGUGGUACCAGGGAGUGGUGGACAGGACAGUACCUUGGCGAAAAGUUCGAUGGUUGUCUGCAAUCCUACUGGUCGUUGGUUUUUUGGUCAGAGUGCUUUUAGCACAGUUUCUAGCUGAAGACAAUGGCCCUGAACUGCCAACAAGAGCAAAUGAAGAAUUUAGACCUUUCAUUAGGAGGUUACCUGAAUUUAAAUUCUGGUAUUCAGUUACUAAGAGUACAGUAAUUGGAAUUAUCUGUACAUUCUUCGAAUGUUUCAAUAUACCAGUUUUCUGGCCAAUUCUGGUGAUGUACUUCAUCACUUUGUUUUGUAUCACAAUGAAAAGGCAAAUCAGGCAUAUGAUUAAAUACCGUUACUUACCAUUCACCCAUGGGAAACCUAAGUAUCAAGGACAUGAAGAAACAACAGGAAAAGUUAUCACCACCCCAAAGUGACAGAAUAAUGAAAUAAAAUGUAAAGGAGGCAUAACCAAAAACAUGUCAACUUUUGUACAGGAAAGGCGUGCUUACACUCGAAAAGGACAGUAUAGAAAUAGAAUCUUUUCCACGAAAGAAACAAAAUUAUUGUUUUUUUGUUAUUUGUAUAUUUUACUGUGAAUAUCUCUUCAGGUAUUUUCUUUGUGAAUUAUUUUUAAGUAUUACAAGCUAAAUUGUUUGAUGAAAAGUGUAAUGAGUUGAUGGGCGUUUAUUUCUAUUUCACUAAUAUUUUGUCUCUUCUGGUAAGAAAUAAAUUAUUUACCACCCUGCUCUCACCUACCUAAUGAGUGAAAAUUUCAAUGUACAAAGUUGCAGUCUCAUAAAUUAUGUACCUAGCUAAGCUGUUUAUUAUAAUACAUUUCAAAAUUAUUUAUGUUUUUGUUAUAUAUUUUGUAUUAUUGAGUGUGUGAAAAAAAAUUAGGACCACUUUUUUGGAAACAGCUGUUCAGAAGUUCAUUUAGUUUCAUUAAUUCCUGAACAAUUGGGGUAUAAAAAGCAGACAUGAAAAGUAUAAAAAGCAGACAUGAAAAACACAAUCUCCAUUGUUUCUUCUCCCAGAAAAGAAAAGCAUUACAUAAUGGAAUGGUUUAGGUUAUGAAAGGUUUUAUAUAACCCCUAGUUAUAUUUAUUUAUGUAACCUUAAACAAUAACAGUAAAUUUUA